AUGUUCAAAGAGCCGCGAGUUAAACGAACAGAUCUGGAUUCGCCGAAAUCCAAUUGUGACUUUCAAAUUAUUCCAAAUCGUUCGGAAAUGUUACCAACAACAACGACAGCGACAGCAUCAAUUACGAGCAAACCGAAUCAUACGACAAUUCCCUUGUUAAAUGUACAAAAACUAACGCGCAUGCCGUCAAAUCUAACCAUUGAACGGUGCUGUUUUCUUUUAAUUCAUGUUCUUUUUUAUGCUAUUAUUCUUACUAUUGUUUAUAUAAGACUUGAACGAUUUACUGAUAAACAAGAGAAAAUGCUCCUUCAGUUUCGUCUGAAUGAUAAUUUAACUCUUCAUCAAGAACUUCAUCGUCAUCUACUUAAUUACAAUCAUUCACAUUCAGAGAACAAUGUGGAUUGCUCCCAUCAACUUCCUCCACAUCCGAGACGCAAUCGCACGACACGCUGCUUACAAAUACGUGUUGGAUUAACUGAACUGAUCGAGAAUAUUUUUUGUCCAAAUGAUGAAUAUCCUCAGUGGUUGAUUAUACAGAAUCGUGAAACCAAUUCGAUCGAUUUCAAUCGAACAUGGAUUGAAUAUCGACGAGGUUUUGGAAAUACUCGUAAUCGAACUGAUUUUUGGAUUGGCAACGAGAAUCUUCAUUGGUUAUCUACAACGUACGCGUGUCGAUUGAAAAUUGAACUAACCGAUUGGUAUAAUGAGACUCGAACAGCGACCUAUGAAAUGUUUCGAAUUGCGAAUCAGCAAGAUGGUUAUCGAAUACAGAUUGCUGAAUAUCAUGGAGAUAUAGAAAGUUCAAACAAAAUCGACAUAAAUAGUAGAUAA
This is a messenger RNA of Adineta ricciae, 831 nucleotides long. Lineage: Eukaryota; Metazoa; Rotifera; Eurotatoria; Adinetida; Adinetidae. The record is from the annotation of a GenBank genome assembly.